AGGUCAUAGAGUCUAUGUUGCAGGUGUUAUACAAAGUGUAUAUUUUGUUAAUUUAUUACAUGUUUUGUGAUUUUUUGGCUUUAUUUAACGUAUUAACCGUUGUUAAUAAAAAACAGGCAAGUUUAAAAUCGCUUAACAUAACCAAAGAAAAAUAUAUUUUUUUGAGAGACAAUAUUGAUAAUAUGGACAAUAUAAACAAUGAGGACAAUGUGGAAAACCAACCCUCUGUCCUAAAAAACAAAUCUGGCCAAUAUAUAGGACGAGGUCAAAGAAUAAUACUUUUUAAUAUGGUAAAAAAACAUAUUAAUGAAGGAACGUCAAAAAAUGCCAGUGUAAUAUUAACAUCUGAAGAAACUGGUAUUUUAAAAAGUACCAUUUGGUCUACCAUCAAACAAAUGGAACAUGACAGAAAGGCUACAUCCCCAUUAAAGAAAAGAAAGCGGGCAAGUCAAUACGACAAAUUGAGUGAGGAACAAAAGAAGUGCCUAAGAAAAGUUGUUCAUAACUUUUUUAUAAAUAAUGAAAUACCAAAUUUAAGUAAAAUUUAUCAAUCUGUAAAGGAUGAUGAUAACUUACCACCAAUUUCUCGGACAAAUUUAUGGAAAAAAACUUGGCUUCAAGUAUGAAAAAAGGGGUAGGAAUGAUUUACUGGUUGAAAAAAGUGAAAUAGUAAUUUGGAGAAGAAAAUAUAUUGAUAUCAGGAGUUACCGAUUACAGGAUCAAAAAAUAUAUUCUAAGGGAAUAUUAAUUAUUACGAAUGAUGUAUUAAAUUUAAAUUCUAUAACCAAGUUGAAAUUGGG
Molecule: messenger RNA, 800 nt
Organism: Brassicogethes aeneus
Lineage: Eukaryota; Metazoa; Arthropoda; Insecta; Coleoptera; Nitidulidae
Source: the annotation of a GenBank genome assembly